AUGGAUAUAGAAUGUUCAUAUAAAAAUAAAAACACAGUUUUAGUUGAAUAUUAUAAAAAAGAAAUAGAUGAAAUUAUAAAUUUAAUUAAAAAAAAUAACUUUUGUUUUAUUUUUUUUGGAAAAAAUAACUAUCAUAAAUAUUAUAUUUUAGAACAUAUAGCAAAACAAUUGAAUUAUCAAAUCAUAUCAAAACAACAACAAACACCCACAAAGAAAGAAAAUUUUUUUAAUAUUCAAUUUCUCGAAACUUGUAAAAACUAUGAAAUUAUUAUAAAAAAAAAUCAAUCACCCGAAACCUUUAAAAUUUUAAAAUUUUCAAAUAGAAGUUUUGAAGAAAUUAUUGGAACUUUAAAAAAAAUAUAUACAAAUUUUGAAAGCAAAAACUUUUUUAAUGAAGAUAAUAUGGCCAUAUUUAAAAAUUUUUAUAAAUCAUACAAUACAAUAGAAAGUUUUAUUAUACUCUUUGAUUAUAUAAUAAAUAGUGAGGAUUUGUCAAAUUUAGAAAAAUUUAUAAAUUUAUAUUUUUAA
Dictyostelium purpureum is the source of this 528-nucleotide messenger RNA. RefSeq lists its product as uncharacterized. The coding region runs from base 1 to 528 and encodes 175 amino acids. NCBI's taxonomy places the organism in Eukaryota, Evosea, Eumycetozoa, Dictyosteliales, Dictyosteliaceae. The record is from RefSeq and is a predicted model, not a curated record. The transcript has 3 exons.